Molecule: messenger RNA, 1299 nt
Organism: Menidia menidia (Atlantic silverside)
Lineage: Eukaryota; Metazoa; Chordata; Actinopteri; Atheriniformes; Atherinopsidae
Source: the annotation of a GenBank genome assembly
UUGGAUAUCAAAUGUUCCUUUUCUGAUGCAUCUGUUAAAGGAAGUGUAAACCGACCUGGGCCGGUCCCUGCCUUCCUCAGGAGCCCACCUGUCAUCCCACCUGCCCUUGACAUGAAGCACUUCCUCCAGUUUCCCCUGGAAUCACCUCAUCCGGCAAGCAUCGGCCUCUUCCACAACUUUAACACAAUGGACCCUGUCCAGAAGGCUGUGAUGACCCACACCUUUGGGCCACCUAUGGUGAAAACAAAGAGGCCAAUAAUCUCCUGCAACGUCUGUCAAAUACGCUUCAACUCAGAGAGCCAGGCAGAGGCCCAUUACAAGGGGAACCGCCAUGCUCGGAGAGUGAAGGGUAUUGAAACAUCCAAAUCAACACGUUCACAAGAUGGAGAGAGGCAGCACCCUCCCCCACCUGCUUCCCCCUCCCCGCCAGGUCUCAUGCCUUCUAGCCCGAAGCCUGAUCCUAAUCGUAAGCACGAUGACACUCAGUCCAGUCCCAACCUGAAAGAGUCGCCUUUGACCGCUAACCGUCUUCCAACACCCCCAAUGAGCUCAGCAGACCCAGAGUGCCCCCUUUUGCCAUCUGUCAGCACCCCUUUGCCACCCUCCCCCUCCCCCUCUCCAGCCCUUGGUAUCCCCUCUGCAGAUCCAGCAGCGGCUGUUCUCCCUGACACCCUAUCCCCAAUACCGAGCCCAUCUUCAGGAGAGUCAGAGGAAGAGAAAGCCAAAAAGCUUCUCUACUGCUCUCUGUGCAAAGUGGCCGUUAAUUCCCUCUCACAGCUGGAGGCGCAUAACAAAGGUACCAAACACAAAACUAUCCUGGAGGCCCGAAGUGGUCUUGGACCCAUUAAAGCAUACCCACGCUUGGGUCCUAAACCCAGCCCUGAGCAGGGAGGGGAGGUGUCCUCUGACCCUAACACUCAGGAACGCACCUUCCACUGUGAGAUAUGCAAUGUCCGAGUCAACUCUGAGCUGCAGCUUAAGCAGCAUAUAUCAAGCAGAAGGCAUCGGGAUGGAGUUGCAGGGAAACCUAAUCCUCUUCUUAGUCGGCACAAGAAGCGCUCAGACUUUAUGGAACUUCCAAAAACCCUUGGGGCUGGACUUUUACCAAAUCCUCUCGCUGUUGCUGCAGCGAUGGCAGCAGCAGCAUCCUCAAAUCAGCUCACACUACGUCAUCCCGGCCCAUCCUCCCACCCUCAUCCCCAUCACCACCUCCUACAGGGAACACCCCUCAGCCUGCUGAGACCAGCCCCAGGUCCCAUCCGUACCACACAUGGGCCAAUCCUCUUCACUCCUUACUAA